Molecule: messenger RNA, 987 nt
Organism: Plasmodium yoelii
Lineage: Eukaryota; Apicomplexa; Aconoidasida; Haemosporida; Plasmodiidae
Product: PIR protein
Exons: 3
Coding region: 1-987 (328 amino acids)
Source: RefSeq, a predicted model, not a curated record
AUGAAUAAGGAAGUGUGUAAAAGGUUCAAGAAUGUAUGGAAUGCUUUUCCCGAUACAUUGGACAAUAGUAAAAAUUAUCAAUUUAAUGAUUUUGUGCUUUUAAAUAAUAAUUGUAAUCAUAAUAAAUUUUCAAAUAAUUCUUGUAAUAAUAAUGAUUUUCAAAGUGAUUUGGAUAGAAUAAGUGCUGGAUGUUUAUAUUUGUUGGAUGAAUUCAUUAAGGAUUGUGGUUUGCUUCCCCCCCCUGCAAGAAAUAACACCAAUAUUGUUGAUUACAUUUUGAUAUGGUUAAGGUAUAUGUUAAAUCUGAACAAAACUAUAAAAAACAACAAUAUAAAUGAUUUUUAUAAUGCAUACAUAAAUAAUUGUGAUAAGUAUAAGGUGCAAAUAAGUGAAUUAAAUGAUUAUGAUUAUGGUAAUUAUAAGGAACUUAUAGAUACAAAAAAGUAUUUGUUUAAUAUGGAUGAUCAUAUUAUAUCUAAUUUUUAUAAAGCAUUUAAAUUAUUAUGUGAACUUGAUGAUGAUGAAGAUGGUGAUGGUGAUGAUGAUGAAAAUAAAGAUUGUAAGAAAUAUUCGGAAGAUAAUAAUGAAUUUUUUAAAAAAUAUAAAGAACUUGAGAACGAUUCUGAUAUUACUGGAAAUAAUUCAUAUAAACAACUAUUGUUAAAUUUAUCAAAAGAUUAUGAUAAUUUAAAAAAAGAAUGUACAGAUGCUCAAGAAAGGAAACUUAAAGCCGAUACAGAUACAAAUAAACAACAAUAUCCUAUAGAAGGUACUGAACAUAUUGGAGAAACUGGAGAAAUUUCUGAAGAUACAUCAUCAAGUUCGUCGAUAGCAAGCAAAUUAAUUCCAGUUUUAUUGAUAUUUACUGCAAUACCAAUUUUCUUGGGAAUUGUUUAUAAGUAUUCGUUAUUUGGAUUUCGGAAACGAUUUAAAAAACAACAAAUAAGAGAAAAAAUAAAAAAUAUAAAGAAGAGAAUGAAUCAUUAA